AAAAAAACCCCAAUGAAAUGGGUCGACGUGGCAAUAAUAGACGUUUCCGGCCCCCACACAAAAACAGGACCCGUUCGCGCUCCCGUUCCAGGGCCCGUACACGUACACGCUCCCGCUCCCGUUCCUGUUCGCCGCAUCGUUUCAUCAGCUCGUCCUCGAGGUCCCACUGCUACUCAUUUAACAAACGACCGCAGCUGGGAGUGAGACGUCGCUGCGGACGCACCUUGUGGGAUGUGGCACCCCCUGGCUAUGAUCAUCUGACGCCGUUGCAGUACAAGGCUAUGCAGGCGAGCGGCCAGAUAUCUUCUCGCAUUGUUCCCGACGCUCCACCGACAGCGGAUACGGCAGCCAUUGCCACCGUGACCCGACAGGCCCGUCGCCUUUACGUGGGCAACAUACCCUUUGGGGUCACCGAGCAGGAGAUGAUAGCGUUCUUUAACCAACAGAUCUUAGCGCUGGGUUUGGGCCACGAGGGCAAUGGCGGCUCUGUGCUGACAUGCCAGACAAAUCUGGAAAAGAACUUUGCGUUUCUCGAGUUCCGGUCCAUGGAGGAGGCCACGCUUGCCAUGAGCUUCGACGGCAUUCAGUUUCGUGGUCAAAUCCUGAAGAUACGUCGUCCGCACGAUUACCACCCAGUGGCUAGUGUGUCAAAUGUGGCCACCACCACCGUUCCCACGCCGGUGGAUCCAAACGGCAUAUCCACAGUAGUGCCGGAUUCGCCGCACAAGAUCUACGUCGGUGGCCUGCCCACCUGCCUGAACGAGCAGCAAAUCAAGGAGCUGCUGCUGUCGUUUGGGCAACUUCGGGGCUUCAACUUGGUCAAGGACAGCAUCACGGGCAUGAGCAAAGGUUUUGGAUUCUUCGAGUAUGUGGACCCAAAUAUCACGGAGCAGGCCAUAGUCGGUCUGAACGGCAUGCAGUUGGGGGAUCGCAAGCUGGUCGUGCAACGCUCCAUUGCGGGAGGACGCAACGGCCAGACGGGCCAGGUGCCUGUGCUGCAGGUGCCUGGCUUCCCAGCUGUCAUCACAUCAGGUACUCCCACGGAAGUGCUCUGCUUACUGAACAUGGUGCUGCCCGAGGAGCUGCUGGACGAUGAGGAAUACGAGGACAUACGCACCGACAUCAAGCAGGAGUGCACCAAGUACGGAAAAGUGCGCAGCUUGAAGAUACCCAGGCCGAACGGCAAUGCAGACGCUGAUCGUGGAUGUGGCAAAGUGUUUGUGCAGUUCGAGACCGUCGAGGACUGCCAGAAGUCGCUGACGGCAUUGAGCGGACGCAAGUUCAGCGGCCGCAUUGUGGUCACAUCCUUCUACUCUCUCCAGAAAUAUCAACGCGAUGAGUUUCACUAAUAAAAUACAAGGUCCCCCA
Scaptodrosophila lebanonensis is the source of this 1368-nucleotide messenger RNA. RefSeq names its product splicing factor U2AF 50 kDa subunit (gene LS2). The record is from RefSeq and is a predicted model, not a curated record. The coding region runs from base 18 to 1349 and encodes 443 amino acids. NCBI's taxonomy places the organism in Eukaryota, Metazoa, Arthropoda, Insecta, Diptera, Drosophilidae. Gene Ontology annotation, molecular function: poly-pyrimidine tract binding; pre-mRNA 3'-splice site binding. Gene Ontology annotation, cellular component: nucleus; U2-type prespliceosome; commitment complex. Gene Ontology annotation, biological process: mRNA processing. The transcript has a single exon.